AUGGUUCUCCAGCCAACAUCCCCUACCCGUAGAUACUCCGACUACCGUCGCGCUGUGCCUAUCAGGCGCAAACGCAGUCCGUCCGCUACCCAAGCCAAGAAAGCAGCUGACAGCAUUGCAUCGCAAGAACGCAAGGACCCUCCAGCACACCCAAAUAAAGAGACACACUCAGUAAUGCCAGCUGGACCGGCUACCGACAAGCCAGCCACCAACGCUACACCAUCCUCCUUAACCGGAGCACUCUCCCGCUCUGGCUCUCUCACCGACCGCCUCCGCUCCUCUUGGAAGGGAGGCGUGUCUUCCCUCCUGAAGAAAUCCCAGGACAACGUCCGGGCCGAAGACAUCGCCAAAGCCAAAGCCAGAAAAAGCAAAAUGCCCAAGCCCCAGGCCCAGCCCAAGAAUUCUCACGGUUCCGGCGUUUACCACUCCAAGUUCAAGCUCAAGGGCAAGGACCCUGUCGAGCUCCCUACUUCCUCCUCCACCAGCAGGCUGGCAAAGCGUAAAGCCACCAACGACAGCAAGCACACCAACAACUCGAGUAUUAUUGAUUCAGCCUACUCGCCAAACUCCAAGCAGUUCCGAGUCAGCAAUAGUGCACCCCCUGCGCCUCAGAAGAGCACGGAGCAGAACACAUCAAGUACUCCGCAGCAAGGACCAAGUGCUUUCGAUGAUAGCAGCAGCGACGAGGAUGAGGACGAGAGUCCAGUCCUGCAGAGGGCCAGCAGCGUGAGUGUAGGUAAGCCGAUGCUCGUCCGCCACACGAGCAACGCGGCCGCAAGCCAGUCUGUCAGGAGAGAGCAGAGCCCAGCACCAAAGACAGGAUUGUCAAAGGAAAUCAGUGCGGACAGGGAGACGCAGGACAUGAAGCAAGGGGCUGAGGCAGCAAGCAAAUCCGACGAGGUCCUGACGGCCGAGCUGGCCAUGGAUCGAGAGAAUGCCCUUCGCCUCCUCGAAGGUACACCUACAUCAAGUGUCAUUGAGAGUAAGCCCCUCCCCACGACACCAACUAUCACCGCGUCGCAAAUCUCUCCAUCGCGAGUCCUGGUUGCCUCGCCGGCGACCUACCACGAUGCCACCCCACAAAGCACGCCCUCGACAGCGUCCACGGCCGCCAACAACCAGCAAGGCACGCCCUUCACAACGCCGCUCUCUCCUCUCUCAGCCCUAUAUUCCAACCCGGUGUCCCCAAAUACAGCCAUCAACAGCUCGCGCCUCAGCCGCACCCUGUCAGCCCCAACACCACCAAGCCGCAACCCAAACCGUCGAGUCACGAUCCGCCCUAGCGACCUCAUUAUCACCCACAGUGAGCACGACCACCGACUCUUCCGCGACAGCAUUAUCACCACCCCCUACCCCGAGCGUGGCAAUGGAGGUGCCGACGGCAAGAGCAACAAUCGGCUAAGCGACAUCCCCGAUGGUCACGAAGGGCGACCCUCCAGCGAAGAUGGCUUUGGCGGCGACAUUGGCAGUGAGACGCUCCGGCCCAGCACGGCGGGCGAGGGUGGGAAACCUUACGUGCAGCUCCUCGAUCCGAUACCCACUUCAGCGGCGAUGUCCCCCCACGGUCCAGGUGACCGCGACCGCUUCCCGUCGCUCACGAGCUCCGAGUCCCUCUUCCUCACGCUCUCCAUCGGAGGCCACCCUUCUCUCAUCACAACCGUGGAGAUCGAGGUCCCCAACAGCACCACACAGCUACCCUCCACUCCCGCCGCGCUCUCGCUCCGCAAACACACGCGCCGUCUGCUGAACGCCAGCUCGACCACCCCAGCAGACGUCGAGGCCGCCACCCCCUUCGACGACGCCUCCCUCUUCACCGCCCUCCGCGCCCACUACAACACGCACCUCCUGCCCUUCCCCCGCCGCCUCCUCUUCACCCGCACCCUUUCCCACGCCACCCUGGCCCCCAACCUCGACCUCGACGCGACCUCUUUCCUCGCCCACCUCUCCACCCCCUCCAUCGGCGCCCAGAAAACCGCCUGGCUCCUCUGGCUGCGCAACCACCAACCCUCCCACCGCCCCACCAGCGCCAACACCACGGGCACCACCUUCAGCAAAUCCCACCACCACCACGCACGCAACCACAGCAUCCUCUCCCACCUCAACUCACCCACGGGCAGCACCCACACCCACACCCACAGCAGCACGCCAAUCUACCCACGCAUGCCCUUCCAGCGCGGCGGCAACGAUUCCUUCUCCUCCACAACCCCGCCACACAUAACGCUGCACUACCGCUUCAACAUCCUCACCAUCUCCCUCGCGGCGCUCUUGAGCCUCCUUCUAGGCGCGUUGGCCAUCGUGUUGUGGGUCUUGGUCGGCGUGCCGGGCUUGGGCAUCGGAGAGGAGGGGCGUGUCACAGGGGCAGGGAGGGUGUAUACUGGUGGUAGUGGUGGUAAUACUGGAGGGGGAGGUGCGAGUUAUGGGGGUUGGCACGUGGAUAGUCAGAUGCGGGUGUUGACGGCGUUGGUGCUGGGAGGGGGCGUGGCGGGUGGGGGCUUGGUGGUGGUGGGGCUGUGGGUUUUGGGGGGGUGGGUGUUGCUGUAG
Messenger RNA from Cyphellophora europaea CBS 101466, 2541 nucleotides. RefSeq lists its product as uncharacterized. The coding region runs from base 1 to 2541 and encodes 846 amino acids. The transcript has a single exon. The record is from RefSeq and is a predicted model, not a curated record. NCBI's taxonomy places the organism in Eukaryota, Fungi, Ascomycota, Eurotiomycetes, Chaetothyriales, Cyphellophoraceae.